Molecule: messenger RNA, 2474 nt
Organism: Oncorhynchus kisutch (coho salmon)
Lineage: Eukaryota; Metazoa; Chordata; Actinopteri; Salmoniformes; Salmonidae
Gene: cd164l2
Product: CD164 sialomucin-like 2
Exons: 6
Coding region: 1455-1907 (150 amino acids)
Cellular component (GO): cytoplasmic vesicle
Source: RefSeq, a predicted model, not a curated record
UCCCGCAGGUGAAGAAGCCGGAUGUGGAGGUCCUGGCUGGACUGGUUACACGUGGUCUGCAGUUGUGAGGCCGGAUGGAACUACUGCCAAAAUCUCUACAAUGAUGUUGGAGGUGGCUUAUGGUAGAGAAAUAAACAUUAAAUUAUCUGGCAACAGCUCUUUUAUUUCAGCUCAUGAAACAUGAGACCAACACUUUUACAUUUUUGUUCAGUGUACUUCAGCGUGUUGCACCACAGUAACCCGAUGAGCUAAAGCCUAGGCAGCAACAAGGGGAGCUUACGCAAGUGUUCAGGUUUCAGGCGUGAUUAACCUCCUAAUUAAGUAUAUGUGGUUCCCCGAACCACCUCUGUUACACUACCUUUUAACACCUAGAUGGGAUAGAUAGAGAGGAGACAGGCAGUAAGAUCUGUUCCUUACCGUCUGACUGCUCUCAGGUGGGAUUUAUUAGCUGUUAACGGGAAGCUCAAGCUCGUGCUCAUAUGACUGCGGAAAUUCCUUGGUUAUCUAACAAGCACACAUACUGCCUCUCCUCAUACACACACACCCAUACACACCUCUUUGACGCUCCAGCUCAAAUCAAUGUGUGAGAGGAGGGAGAGGAUGGAGAGGAGGAGAAGGGAGAGGAGGAGAGGAGGUUGGGUUGUGUGUGUGGGAGGAGUGUGUGAUGGAGAAGGCAUGGGUUUGGUAUGAGGUGAAGGUGACAAGUGUUUAUUGACUUAAAGCAUUAUUCAUUGCAAUGUGUGUGUGUCAAUCAACAUGUUAAUUAUAGAGUUAGAAAGCAAUGUAUAGACAGGAAUUAACAACACAUUGCAUAUAUACACCACAUAAAUACGCAUUUGACAAAAUACACAUGUCCUUGUGUGACAGUGUCUAUACAGUACCUGUAAUAUCUGUGUCGGAAUGAUAAUCAGCGUGUGUGGGCACACACACCUGUGUGCGUGUGUGCACAUUCCUGUGUGUGUGUGUGCGGGCAUAUGAGUGUGUGUGCUUGUGUGCCUGUGUGCGUGCUUGUGAGCAUGCUUUUGUGUGUGUGUCCUGGGGCUCUGAGGUAAAAAGGUGUCAAUCUGUCUCAGUGGUGUGGGUUUCAGGGUGGUGGAGAAGGGGAGGGGGAUGGCUAGGUAACCAAGUAUACUAGGGUCGAAUUACACCGGUUCCUGUCUCUCUCUUUCCCAAAUGCAGAUAACUCCUCUCCUCUUCAUUUAAUCUUUUCUAAAGCCUCUGCAAGGGAUCUACAACCAACUGAAUGAAAGUACUUAAUCUUACAUUUGGAAUGUUCUGAAACAUUCUGGAACCUUCUGGAACCUUUAAGAACCUUAUGAUCCCUGUUGACAUCUUGAAGCCACCUGAGGAACUGAAGCUAUUUUUUGUUUUUCUCUGACUAGUCUGUGGUCUUUACCUGUCUGUACUGGUCUUUGCUGGUCUGUACUAGUCUGAACUGGUCUGUAGUGGUCAGGAUGCGAGGGUUAGAGCUAAAGGCCCUCGGUGCAGCGUUGCUGGUCCUUUCAGUGGUUAUCACCUCUCAUUGUCAGUCGGACUCUUCAGACUGCUCCCAGGCUGAGUCAUGUGACCUGUGUGUCGGAGACUCCACCUUAAAUCUGACUGGCUGUGUCUGGAGGGUCUGCGGGAACAGUAAUGAUACUGGGUGUGUAUCAGAUCAGGGUGAUUCUCAGAACUGUAAUGUGACAAACGACCCAGCCAUGUGCACAGUCAUGGAGAUAGCGGAAGAAGGUGAAGGGGACUCAGAUGAGUCUCCUCCAGAGCCAUCAGAGUUCUCCCAGGCCAGCUUUGACAUGUCCAGUUUCAUAGGAGGCAUCAUCCUGGUGUUGUGUGUACAGGCUGGGGGAUUCUUCGCCAUGCGCUUCCUCAAGAAAGAUACCACCUACGACCCCAUAGAGCAGCCAGCCUAGAGGAGAGGAGAGAGAGAAGAGGAGGACAGUGAAAGAUGAAGGAGGGAGGGAUGAGGGGGAGCUGUGACUCACCAUGCUGUCACGAUGCUUUGCAUGACGUCAAUCUACCAUACUCCAGUGCGUGUUAUACUUUUUUGUGUGUCCCAGAUGUGCACCUGUCGGUCAUUUUGUUUGUUUGACUGACCGUCCAUUAUGUUGUGUAACUCCUGUUUGUGUGUGUGUGUGUGCCCAUGUGUGUGUGUGCCCAUGUGUGUGUGUGCCCACGUGUGUGUGUGUGUGUGUGUGUGCCCAUGUGUGUGUGUGCCCAUGUGUGUGUGUGUGUGUGUGUGUGUGUAUUCCCUUUUUCCUGUCAGUUGGCCUAAAUGCCUUCUGAAUUUACAGUUGGCAAAUAGUAUUGUCUUAGAAGGUUGUAGUUAUGUGAAUGUGUAAUGAUUUUCAAUCUUGUUUAAACAUGUUCAUUAAUUUGUGUUGUUGAACUGGUUUGGCUUGAGCUGCGUUCAGGAGGGAGGGAUCUGGGAUCUGUUCUGUUGUUGUGUUGUUUAUGAAAAUAAAGAUCAUGCAAAAUAA